UAGAGCAGCGGAAUCGUCCCCAGCCUUGCCUCUGACGUCACUUCAGAUCAGGUCUAAGGAGAUAAUGGAUGUUUCAAGUCCCAGGACCGAAGCUUCAUCGAUGGAGGCCAGUUCCAAGCGGUUUUGCUGUAUAUCUGUGAGGCGUUGCAUCCCUCUGGUAUAUAGAGAAGAGCUCUACCACAUCCUGCACAUGACUGGACCACUGGUUGCAUCGCGCAUUCUGAAUUACCUUCUGCCAUUUGUCAUAACAAUGUUUUGUGGUCGCCUGGGAAACAGUGUGCUGGCUGGUUAUGGAAUGGCCUCAGCUACGAUAAACAUAACAACAGCAGCUACAGGCGGAGGGCUUGCACUGGCAGCUGACACACUUUUCUCUCAGACCUUCGGUGGGAAGAACCUGAUGCGUGUUGGUGUCAUCCUGCAGAGAAGUGUCCUGAUCCUCCUGCUCUUCUGCUUGCCCUGCUGGGCUCUACUCAUCAACACCCAACCAAUCCUCCUCCUGCUAGGUCAAGACCCGGAGGUGGCAAGGAUAGCUCAAAUCUAUGUGGUUUUUUACCUGCCAGCAGUCCCUGCUAUGUUUUUGCAUCAGCUGCAAGUAGCCUAUCUCCAGAACCAGGGUGUGAUUCUGCCUCAGAUGUAUGCAGCCAUUGCAGCCAACAUUGCCAAUUUGAUGACAAACUACAGCCUCCUCAACUGGUUGGACCUUGGCUUAUAUGGAUCUGCAGCUGCCAAUACCAUCUCUCAGAUCUAUAUUUGUGUUUUCCUCUAUUUGUACAUUCGCUGGAAGAAGCUGCACAUUGAUACAUGGGGAGGCUGGUCAUGUGACUCACUUCAGCAGUGGGAUGGGUACAUGAAACUGGCCAUCCCCAGUACCAUGAUGAUGUGCUUUGAGUGGUGGAUAUAUGAGGUUGGAGGUUUCUUAGCAGGCAUGCUGAGUGAGUUGGAUCUGGCAGCUCAACAUGCAGUCAUUAUGCUGGCUUUCAUAAACUACAUGUUUCCAUUGGGCAUUCAAGGUGCAGCAUGUGUACGUGUUGGUAAUGCGCUUGGAGCUGGAGAUACUGAUGGAGCAAUCCGCACCAGCAAAGUGUCCCUCAUCUGCACAGCUGUCUUGGCUGUUUUGCAGUGUCUUGUGCUCGUGUCAACAAAAACUGUGAUUGGUUUCUUGUUUACUUCAGACAGGCAGAUUGUGGCACUCGUUUCCAAACUCUUAAAUGUCUACUGUGUGCUCCAGUUCUUUGAUGGUCUUGUUUGUGUCAGCAUGGGUAUUCUCUUGGGUUCUGGGCAGCAGAAGAUUGCAGCUGUAGCUAAUUUCUUCGGGUAUUACUGCAUUGGACUUCCACUCGGCACUUCUCUCAUGUUUGCUGCAAAAUUAGAUGUUGUUGGCUUUUGGCUGGGACUUCUCAUCUGUGUGUGUGUGCAGUCCAGUUUUUUCAUCACAGUGAUUUUUAAGCUUAACUGGAAGAGAGUGACCAAAGAGGCAGUGGAACGAGCUGGAAAGAGUAAAGUCUCUGAAGUGACACCUCCUGAUAGUGUUACAAAUGGCCUGAUCUGUCCUGUUGGUCCUACAGCAAGGCACAGUGAGAACAGGGAUGAGUAUAUGGGUGUGAGCUCUCAUGAUCAGGAUGAGAUACACAACAAUACUGUGGCACAAGAGAAGGAAAAGCUCUCUACCUUUCAGCUCAUCCUCAGGAGGGGUCUGAUCACCUUUGCUGCUGUGCUCAUCCUAGCUAUAGGCAUAGCUGUUCAUCUCAUUGUGCCUUUGCCAGAGAUUCCUGAUACUGUUGGGGCAAAUACUACUUUGGACUUAAAUUUUACCACAAAUUCCCCUCUCAUUUAUUCAACAUCAGUUUAAAACCAGAGGCCAGUUUGAUGUUUAUAGUUGAUGCAUAACAUGUUGCAUGGACAUUUUAUUUUUAUUUUUAUAAUAUAUAUACAUCAAGAUUCUUGGUGAAUAAUAUAUAUAUAUAUAUAUAUAUAUGAACGCACAUGGGAGUAUAAUUUAGCUGGUGUAAUUGGUCACCAUUUAAUUUUUCAUUUUAGAUGGUCCUCUGGUUUGACAAAUCCAUUUUUUAAAGAUUAUAUAUAUUAAUAAGUUAAUUAUUAUUAAAUAAUAAUAAUACAAUUAUAUAAUAAUAAAAAAGAAGAAUCAGAAUGAGCUUUAUUGCCAAGUAUGCUUACACACGCAAGGAUAUUGACUUUGUGAGAAGCUUCUGGUGCACAGAGAAAAACAACAACAAUACACAGAUAAAAAAAUGAAGAAAAAAUAAUUGCAUAAAAUAUAUAUAGAACACACAAUAAUACAAAUAUAACGUAUGUACAAAUAUAUUGUGUAUUCUUACACAAAAGUAAUUUUUAUAAACAUUAUAAAAUAAUUAUCAAAAUUAUAUAAAAAAUUAUAUAAGUAUAGCAUGUCACACCGCAGGACAUCUCAA
Molecule: messenger RNA, 2429 nt
Organism: Xyrauchen texanus (razorback sucker)
Lineage: Eukaryota; Metazoa; Chordata; Actinopteri; Cypriniformes; Catostomidae
Product: multidrug and toxin extrusion protein 1-like
Exons: 17
Coding region: 65-1849 (594 amino acids)
Biological process (GO): xenobiotic detoxification by transmembrane export across the plasma membrane
Cellular component (GO): membrane
Molecular function (GO): antiporter activity; xenobiotic transmembrane transporter activity
Source: RefSeq, a predicted model, not a curated record